AUGAGGAAAAAAAGAAGGAAGAUUGGGAGGAGGAGGAAGAAGAAGAAGAAGAAGAAGAGAUUCCUAUUCUGCAUCUCACAGCUUCUAUGCCAAGGGCUGUUUGAAUGGGUUGCCUUGGGUUUAGUUAGCCUGCUUCCUCUCUGUUCAAGGAGCGCUUAUUCCCACAGCUUCUUUGGGAGCAACUUAUUCUUGUGCUACAGUACAUAA
Messenger RNA from Prunus armeniaca (apricot), 207 nucleotides. Lineage: Eukaryota; Viridiplantae; Streptophyta; Magnoliopsida; Rosales; Rosaceae. The record is from the annotation of a GenBank genome assembly.